This is a messenger RNA of Eremomyces bilateralis CBS 781.70, 1351 nucleotides long. RefSeq lists its product as uncharacterized. The transcript has a single exon. Lineage: Eukaryota; Fungi; Ascomycota; Dothideomycetes; Eremomycetales; Eremomycetaceae. The coding region runs from base 243 to 1301 and encodes 352 amino acids. The record is from RefSeq and is a predicted model, not a curated record.
UCUGCUGUAGGGGAGGGGGACUCCAUUUACGAGAAUUCGAUAAACUCCCGCAAGGGGUCGAUGGCCUGGAUCUCUUCCGUCCGGUUGCUGCAGAGUAGUUAGUAUCAUGAUCCUUGACCUUUCUGUCAUGCGAUAUUAGAUCUCUACGUAAUGGCUGUAGGUCCAUUUCUCGGUAUAUUAAAGGGAUUGAGUAUGAAAUAUAAUCUCCACUGCCACCCUCAACUUCCGUCACUCGUUACAACAUGAAGACAGACACUAUCCUGACGUUCGCUGUCACAAUCGCCACUGCGGUGGCAGAUCUUCCUCUACCAAGCCUGACAUCUUCUCCCCCUCCGCCGCCACAAUGGACAAUUCCGUGCUCGAUGGGCGGAUCAUGUCCGUCCCCAUUUACAUGCACACCGACAAUGCCAUCGCCGAGUAGCGGUCCCUGGGGCGGGCUGUGCGUCUCGUUCCCGACCCCGACCCCCUCGUCCAGCUCGCCCGAUCCACCGCAAUGGACGGUUGCAUGCACAGGAGGGGCCGGCGGAGAUUCCUGUCCGCCUCCGUUGGUAUGCAAGCAAACACUGAAGGCUCCGCCCGGGGCGACGGUAUUUGGCGGGGUGUGCUAUACAGUGGAGCCGACACCGACGCCCUCGUCCUCACCGCCGCCACCGCAAUGGACGGUUCCGUGUACGAUGGGCGGAUACUGUCCACCGCCGCUGACGUGUACCCCGACGAUGCCGGCACCAACGGGUGGUCCAUGGGGCGGGUUGUGCUUCUCCGCGCCAACGCCACCGCCCUCCUCGUCCUCGCCGCCACCACCGCAAUGGACAGUCCCAUGUACGAUGGGGGGAUACUGCCCAUCGCAAAUGACAUGCACGCCGACGAUGGUACCCCCUACAAGCGGCCCAUGGGGCGGCCUUUGCAUCACGACGCUCGUCCCAUCGAGUCUUGCGCCCUGCACAAUGAGCCGGCCUUCUCCGGCGUGCCCGACCGGCUCGACGUGCACGCCGACGAUGGUGUGCACCAGCGGUCGUCCGUGUGGGGGGUUAUGCCUCUCCACGCCGACUCCCCCGAGUUCGAGUGCGCCGCUAAGUUCUACGCCGUUGAAACGGUGCCGAGGGGGGAGGUUUAAAGAAGACUGCGAGGAAGGGCAGAUCUGUACGGAGAUACGGGGGUCAAAGGACAAGAAGUUUUGCGUCGACACGUGCGGAGGGUUCGUUGGCAAGCAGUGCCCGGGGGGAAGGAGGUGUGUCGACCUGCCAGGGGACGGUUGUGAUCCGAAGAGAGGCGGUGCCGACUGCCGCGGCAUCUGUGUGUAGAGAAUUCAUAAGACCGGUCCUGCAAUUCACGGCAACGAAGCAAUGAUGCG